This is a messenger RNA of Monoraphidium neglectum, 1080 nucleotides long. RefSeq lists its product as hypothetical. Gene Ontology annotation, molecular function: telomerase RNA binding; telomeric repeat DNA binding. Bases 1 to 1080 code for a protein of 359 amino acids. Gene Ontology annotation, cellular component: telomerase catalytic core complex. Lineage: Eukaryota; Viridiplantae; Chlorophyta; Chlorophyceae; Sphaeropleales; Selenastraceae. The record is from RefSeq and is a predicted model, not a curated record. The transcript has 5 exons. Gene Ontology annotation, biological process: telomere maintenance via telomerase.
AUGCAGCUGCUGCUCCAGGCAAUCGAUGUCUUGGUGCGGCGAAACACCGACAACGUGCUGCGCUACGGCUUCAAAAAGAAAGCUCCCCGCACCACGGGGGCCUUUGUGCCUGGCCUGUGUCACUCGGACUCCUGGCACCCAAACCCGGCCACCAAGCUGCUGCAGGGCCCCGAGUGGCAGCAGCUGCUGCGGCGCGUCGGCGACACCGUCAUGCUCCACCUCCUGCUGCACUGCUCCAUCUUCCUGCCGCUCCCUAACAACAGCUUCCUGCAGGUCGCGGGGCCGCCCAUCCACGAGGUUGCGAAACAGCAAGCAAGGGGCGGUGCCCCCCCGGUGUCGGACUGGCUCGUGUCUGCUGCGCCGCGGCCGCCCCCGGGACCUCAACCUGCAGCCGCCGGCUUCGCGGCCGCUCCGGCUGGCGCCGCGCGGCCGGCUGCCGCCGAGGGCCGCGGCUCGCCGGCUGCCGCCUUCGGGGCGGGCGAAGGCAGCGGCGACGAGGUGGCGGCUGCGUCGCAGACGGCGGAGGCGGCGCAGGAGCGGCGCACGCAGCACCCGCAGCCCAGGCAGCAGCGGUGGUCGCGGCAACAGCAGCAGCAGGAGCAGCAGCAGCAGCAGCAGCAGCAGCAGCAGCAGCAGCAGCAGCAGCAGCAGCAGCAGCAGCGGCGGCAGGGCGCAGAGGGGGAGCAGGAAGACGAGCGGACGGCCGAGGCGGGGCUGACUCAAGGUGAGCAGCAGGAGCUUAAUCACGGAAAUGGGCAGCGGCGCAGCAAUGGCGGUUGCACAAACGUACCUGUCACCAGCCAGCAGCCUCGCCUCAAGAAGGGCCGGCCCCCGCCGUGGCGGCGCCGCAAGAUGGCCGCCGUGCGCGCCGCGGAGCGAGGGGCCGCGGCGCCGCCGUCGGGCGGGCAGCGCGGGCCGGAUGAGCAGCAGCAGGCACAAGAGCAGGAGGCGGGAGGGCAGCUGCAGGGGCAAGACGAGGAGAUGGAAUUGGACGCGUUUGUGGCCAACGGCGCAAUCUUGGAGGCAGCGGACAGCCUGGACGCGCCGGCCACGCAGCGUCAUGGCGCAGUGGGGGGUUGA